UGGAACGUGCGCAAAUCUACGGCCGGGGUAGCAAGUUUCGGAUUGGGACUCGAACAAACAGUCCAGCGACACAUUGGUCUGUUGGCGCUGCCAUCUCAUGGCGUGCUUUCGGCUCCCGACGUUGGGUAUCUUCCCCCUCCGCGUCUCCGCCUCCUCUCGGCGCCUCGCCCGUCGAAGAAUUCGGUCUCUGCUGAAACUGUCGAGUUGCAAUGCGAGGCGUUUCGGCUCGGUGGCGGCUUCUACGGUCCAAAGAUUCGAUUGGGACGACGUCGUUCGCAUUGCCGAGGAGGUCCAGGAAGACGACGACCCUUCUGAUCUCCGUGGGUAUUUCGAGAAAGUUCGCCACUGCAACCGUGGAUCUGAAUUGAAAUCAGAGUUCGUUCCCUUUCUUGUCGAGGAUCAGAUUGUUGGUUACAUACAUAAUGGGUUUCUGGGCUUCUUACUUAGCCUUCAAACAUGUACUAGGUUUCUGGGCCACCUAAGACAGUUCAAGGAGGUUUUUACAGUUGGUUUGCACAAUAAUGAUUGUCAUGAUGAAAGCCAUGUUAAAUUUCAUUCUUCACUUAUAACACCAGAGGAGAGAACGAGAGCUGUUGGAGAUGCGAUCAAAUGCUUGGGAGAAUUGAUUCCAGGUACUCGGAAUGAGCUAUACCCUGUGACAUCAUCAUAUGGGAUGCCUGUAUUUUUCUCUCUAGAACGUGCCGCUGCUCCUUAUUUUGGCAUAAAGGCCUAUGGUGUUCACAUGAAUGGAUAUGUGGAGAUGGAUGGACAAAAGUUCCUCUGGAUUGGGAAGAGAAGUGUUUUUAAGCCAACUUAUCCAGGGAUGCUUGAUCAUCUUGUCGCUGGGGGCCUGCCAUACGGAAUCAGCUGCAAAGAAAACCUUCUGAAGGAAUGUGAAGAGGAAGCAGGAAUUCCAAGAUCUGUGUCCAAUAUUGCCACAUCCGUUGGUGCUGUAUCAUACAUGGACAUUGAUGGAUGUAGAUACAAAAGGGAUGUUCUCUUCUGUUAUGACUUAAAGCUUCCUGUUGAAUUCACUCCAAAAAACGAAGAUGGAGAGGUAGACAGCUUCAGAUUAGUUCCAGUGAGUCAUGUUGCAAAUGUAAUUCGGAGGACAGAGUUCUUCAAGCCAAAUUGUUCCCUUGUCAUUAUUGAUUUCUUGUUUCGUCAUGGGUUUAUAAGUCCCGACAAUCAAGGUUAUUUAAAGCUGCUACAGAGCUUACGCAGUGGUGAUUGCUCAUAAACACUCUUCUUCAGAGAUUAACGAGUGGUGAUUGUUCCAUUAAAGGGUUCAGCAACGAUACAACUGCAUUAAGUAUCCGUGCUGUCACGACUUGUGAUUAGAAUGAUAACUGCUGCAGAAUGACUUUUGCAGAAUAAAUCUUGAGGUUCCGGUUGAUUAUAUAUGAAAUCCAACACUCGGUAGUAUUGAUCAUUCUGUUUUAGACAAUGGGAUGACAUUAGUUUGAAAUGCUAUUUGUAUGAUACUUUCUUUUUAAGUAGGUGAUUUCAAGUGCCUUCAAUUUGUACAACAAAGCUACUGUUGGCAUUAGCAGUGGUCAAUAAAAGGUACGCCUAUUUAGGUUAA
This is a messenger RNA of Musa acuminata subsp. malaccensis (wild Malaysian banana), 1585 nucleotides long. RefSeq names its product nudix hydrolase 20, chloroplastic. The record is from RefSeq and is a predicted model, not a curated record. Gene Ontology annotation, molecular function: 8-oxo-dGDP phosphatase activity. NCBI's taxonomy places the organism in Eukaryota, Viridiplantae, Streptophyta, Magnoliopsida, Zingiberales, Musaceae.